This is a messenger RNA of Knipowitschia caucasica, 681 nucleotides long. Lineage: Eukaryota; Metazoa; Chordata; Actinopteri; Gobiiformes; Gobiidae. The record is from the annotation of a GenBank genome assembly.
AUGCGCCGAACAAGAAAGGAUACAGCAGCUAAACAAGCCAUCGCGUCCGAGAUGACCCAGGAACUUGGCGUGGAUAACACAGCCCUCGCAAAGACUAUCGAGGAGAUCAUGUCCAAGUAUUUUGAAGAAGCGGACGAGAAAUUGGAAGCUCGAAGUAACAGACUCGUAAAACGGCUCGACAACAUGCAUGCCACCCUUUCUCGACACACGGAAGACAUUAAGGCUCUGCGCUCAGAUACCACGCAACUGCAAGAGCGUGCGUCUGGAACCGAGAUGCAGUUACAAUCCCUCUCCGAAAAAAUUGUGGAGAUGGAGGAUCGUUCGAGAAGAGACAACCUGCUCGUCUUCAACCUCAAGGAAGGGGUGGAGGGCUCUAACAUGGUCUCCUACCUGACGGAGAACGUCCCACGCUGGUUUCCUGCCUUUGGGUUGUUUGGCGAGCCUGGCGCGCCGCGCGCAGAGAUAAUGAGGGCGCAUCGGCUUGGCCCAGCACCAUCGAGGACCACUCCAAAUCCACGCCCGCGCCCGGUUAUCAUCAAGCUACUACGCUACACCGACAGGGAUCUCUUGCUGAAAGAAGCUCCAACCAUAAAGCUAUCCCGGGACCACGACAGCUACACGUUCAGCGAGCCAGGUGAGGCCGAAAAGUUUGUGGCUGCUUACAAAGCUGAGAACGGGUGA